Molecule: messenger RNA, 2189 nt
Organism: Anoplophora glabripennis (Asian longhorned beetle)
Lineage: Eukaryota; Metazoa; Arthropoda; Insecta; Coleoptera; Cerambycidae
Product: probable basic-leucine zipper transcription factor Q
Exons: 2
Coding region: 1-1872 (623 amino acids)
Source: RefSeq, a predicted model, not a curated record
AUGGAAAUUAACAAUGUAGUGGAUGUAGAUGUUUUCGAAAUGUUUGACGAUAUAUUAUCUGAUGAGGAUGAAGACAUCAUCAAAAUCAUCCUCCUUAUACUGCUGUCGUCAUGCACCCUACUUAGAGCAGAGUACCCAAGACACAAAAUGCGUGGACCACCCCACCCAUCUCGAAUACCACCCUCGAAGCAAUUCGCGAAAAAAUGGUACCAGCAGACGCAACACCCACCAAGAGGUCCUAUAAGGUCCAGACCCAUUCCCGUCCAUAUGCCGCCCUCCCAUAAGGUACCCAUAGGAGUGCCACAAGCUCCUCCACGUGCCGUAUCGCUCCCCGUAAGGAAUUUCUGGAAGAAUACGCAAGCCAAUAACAUCAAGCUACCGCAAGAGAAACCUUACAUACCACCACAAGAGAAACCGUUUUUGGCAGCACCCAGUAUAACUUCUCAAGAACUAGACUAUCACAUACAGACUAACAAUAUUCCUACCACCCAUACAAACCCUAUUAAACAAGUAGGAGAAAAAGGGCCUAUACACACGAUCCCAGCGCCCAAUUUAAGCUUGAGAGACAAGCCUAUAGUAGUCGAAGAGGUUAAGUACCAACACAAACCUACAUACCAGCACUUGGAACAGAAGCAUCAGUACCAAGUGACUGAACAGCCUGAACCUCCCACGAAAAGUAAAUUGUACAGAGGUCAGCACCAGUUAAUUCAGCAACAGCAGAUACUUCCCCAACACCUUUACCAACAACAGCUGCAGCAGCAACAGCAAAUACAACAGUCAUUACAACAGCAACAACAGCAGCAGAUGCAACAAUCGCUGCAGCAACAAAUACAACAGUCGCUGCAACAGCAAAAACAGAAGCAACUUCAACAAGAGCAAUUCCUUCACAGUCUUCAGAAACAAGUAGAAAUCCACCCACAGCAAGUCUACUACACAACAGACCCCGUCAAUUUGCCUCAAACUUUAAACUUACCCGCUCAAAAAAACCCUCAAGGCGACAUAUACAUCGGCAGCCAACCGAAUCCUGAGCUGUACAAGCUAAUAGGAGCAGCAUAUCCCCAACAACCUCAGGUAAAGAUCGAGGAGACCCAGCAAAGCUUCUACCAACCUCAGAAGGCGCAACAAGUGCCGAACUAUCAAGCACUGCUCUCGCAACAACUCUUCCAAGCGGACCAGCAAAAUUUCGAACAACACUUGAGACCAGCUGAUCAGAAGAACUUCGCACAACACUUAAGACCUGCAGACAACACUAAUGUGGCUUUGGAUAAAGUAGGUUUCGAGCCCGAAUUCCACUCCUUCAACUACGACGAGCAGGCGCAUCAAAAGAGCCAGAAAGGUUUGAGUAAGGAACAGCUCUCUUCCUUGGUAACAGCAGCUUAUAGUUUAGACUCGAACGUACCUUCUAUGGAAUCUAGAAACUCCAUUGACCCUUUAGCGCAAGCUCAGUUAAUCCAGAACUAUUUCAACACCAGGUCUGACGUUGAAGAGAAUGACGUCGAACCAGACGCCAAACCCAGCGCAGUGGAGAAAACAGAACCAGAGGAAAAAAUUAAAGAAGAUUUAAUGAGUUCUAGUUAUUUCUCCUCCUUGCCGAAUAAAGAGGCUGCUGAACGCCUGGCCCAUCUGCAAGCCGCAGGGAAGGUCAACAGCAAUUUGAUGCAGAUAACUUUAGAUCAGAAGUCGGGUGGUUCUAAGGAUAAUGGUGAGUUUGAGGAGGACGAUUCUAAUGAAGAGAACAACGAAAACUACGCGGAGAAUGACAAAGAUCGGGGGGAAUAUGAAGAUUAUUCGCAGGAAGAAGAAAACGUUUCUUCGGAAGAGGAGAAUGCGGAAUUUGGAGACAGGUUAAUGUCAAAUAGGAAAAAGAACUGAAAUAAUUCGUAAAAUUUGCUGUUUAACUGCUCACAUAGAGAUCAAUAAGCAUAAAAUUCAGGCGUUUUUACAUUUUAGUAAUUUUUUUUAGUAAUGGAAGUAAAGCCACGUUUCGACUGUAUCCUUAGGAUUUAAUAUUACUAGUUUCCUCUUCUGAAAUAGUAUAAAUGAAAAAGUAUAAGACUAUGCAUACGUUAAGCAAAAAUCACUAUUAUGAACACAGAAAUUAAAACAACUAGCAAUAAUCCACUGAUUUUCAUCCUUUGAUUGUUUUAUUUAUUUUUGUUGUGUUUUCUAUUUAUUUAUUUAUUAAAGAA